AACAGCCUGAUAGCCAAGUGUACAAAGACCGACAGAAUUAAACGGGGACAUCAAGCGGAGAAAAUGGUUUGGCUAUAUUUGCUGGGAAUAAUAUGGGGCUUAAUUUUAGCAUUUGUAAUGUUUAGCAAGAGAAGGCACAGGUAUUUUAAGCAACUGAAUAUCCCUGGCCCAGAACCUACUUUGUUUUUAGGAAUCAUCCCUUUAAUCAAGAAAAAGGGGAUUGCUAAAACAGAUUUGGAAUUGGUAUCAAAAUACGGAAAAAUUGUCGGCAUUUAUGUUGGACACAAACCUUCUUUAUUGACGAGUGAUGCUGACUUUAUUCACGAAGUUUGUGUAAAAAAGUUCAACUGCUUCAGAAACAGAGCGAGUAUUAUGAACCUAGGCUGUACUCUGCAAUCAGCUGUGGCGUUGGCAAAGGAUGAGAAGUGGGAGAUUCUUCGCAGGAGAUUGGCGCCGUUAUUUUGUCCCGCAAAACUCCAAAAAUCAGGUGUAAUAACCAUCGUAAAUGAGUGUGCAGAAGAAUUGGUAGAUCACGUGAAGGAAUUGACCCUGGCCAAUAAACAUGGCUUCGAUUUUUACGAAGCAUGUGCAUAUUUUUCAAUGGACGUUCUGUGUACCUCCCUAUUUGGACAUCGUGUGACCAGUCAUAAAAAUCCUAAUGAAGAUUUUGUCAGAAAAAUUGUUGAAGCAUUUAAAGCUGGCAAUAAAGAUAUUGUUAAGCCUGUAACACUGUGUGCAAUACUUCCUUGUUUGCGGCUCUGGUUCCAGUGUAGAAAUUACAACCCUAUAUCCAAGGACACCAGGAAGUUUUUCAUUGACCAGAUGACGGCAGAGAUAGAGAAGAGGGAUAACCCAGUUAACAGAUCGAAUGACCUUCUACAAAGUAUGCUGGAAGCCGACAGCAAUUCAAACACCACUAGAGAAAGGAAGGGAAAAAAUCUAGAUCUAAGCAUUUCCGACCUAACGGCUAAUAGCUUAUUCUUCGUCCUGUCCGGAUACGAAACGGUGGCUAAUGCACUAGCACUGACAGUUUUAUGUCUAGCAGUACAUCCUGAAUGCCAGAAGAAAUUGAUAAAUGAAAUCAGAGCAUGUUUAAAAACGCCAAACUCUAAUUGUCACAAAGAGAAGCUGUCAACUUGGGAAGAUGUACAGAAGCUGAAAUAUUUACAACAAUGUGUGAAUGAGAGCCUUCGGUUGUUUCCACCAUUUCUUAGAUUUAAUAGAACCACAAAUACAGAAAUUGUUAUCAAUGGAAUAAGUAUACCGGAGGGAAUGGAUGUCACAGUGUCUACAUAUGCACUGCAUCAUGAUCCCGAUGUCUGGUCAGAACCAGAGAAAUUCGAUCCCGAGAGGUUUUCAGAAGAACGGUUCCCAUUAUCACACCUCAGCCACUUUCUACCGUUUGGACUUGGUCCAAGAGACUGUUUUGGGAAGGAUUUUGCUAUUCUGGAAGUCAAAUUAGCUUUAGUUUCUUUAUUACAGCAGUAUGAAGUUUCCACUCUUCCUGACACCGAGUUUCCACCAGUUUUAGAAAAGGGCAACUUUUCCAAAGCAGAAAAUGGAAUUUGGCUGAAAUUUUCAGAACGUAGGCAAUAAAGGAGAGUAGACCAUAAUUAAUAGGAAUAUUAAAACAUUGACUUGAAUCACAAAACUGUAAAUUCGAGUUAAUGAGACGGAAAAGUUUUAAAUCGAAAAGAUUUUUGUUGGAGAUUAGUUCUCAAAACCAAAGGGCCAACAGAGAAUUUUAAUCAUCUUGAAAUACACACAGAGCAUUUUGGAGAAAAUAAAGAAGUGUGGAAUAGAAAUAGCAUGACGGAAAUCCAUCAUGAUGCAAAUCCGAUGUUUCUCAUUAAUGGCUAGUGAAUGAACGUGCAAUAACCUUUCAUUAACUUUUUUAAUACACAAUACUUUUGCCAGAGUUCACGAAGGAGAGUUCACAUACUAGUUAAUGAGACCAGGAAUCAUAGAUUUAUCAGACAGAAUCACAGAUCGAUGUGGCCAGUACAUCAAUUCUAGGAAUGCCCAUCUAAAAGAUACAUAAUUAAUGAUCUAUAUCCCUUCUCUAUUUUUAAAAGAUAUUAUAAGACCAUCCUAAAGAAAACCAAUUUUAUUCAGCAAUAACACGAACAGAAUGGAAUGCAAUAUAACUAAAAUAAAAUAUUAACAAUACA
Messenger RNA from Saccostrea echinata, 2171 nucleotides. Its product is annotated as cytochrome P450 3A5-like. The transcript is spliced from 14 exons. Bases 64 to 1596 code for a protein of 510 amino acids. Lineage: Eukaryota; Metazoa; Mollusca; Bivalvia; Ostreida; Ostreidae. The record is from RefSeq and is a predicted model, not a curated record. Gene Ontology annotation, molecular function: oxidoreductase activity, acting on paired donors, with incorporation or reduction of molecular oxygen; heme binding; steroid hydroxylase activity.